Molecule: messenger RNA, 1359 nt
Organism: Strongyloides ratti
Lineage: Eukaryota; Metazoa; Nematoda; Chromadorea; Rhabditida; Strongyloididae
Product: Tubulin alpha-4 chain
Exons: 3
Coding region: 1-1359 (452 amino acids)
Biological process (GO): microtubule cytoskeleton organization; mitotic cell cycle
Cellular component (GO): cytoplasm; microtubule
Molecular function (GO): structural constituent of cytoskeleton; GTP binding
Source: RefSeq, a predicted model, not a curated record
AUGUCAAGAAAUAGUAAAAUGAGAGAAGUUGUCUCUAUUCAUAUAGGACAAGCUGGAGUACAAAUUGGUAAUGCUUGUUGGGAACUUUACUGUUUGGAACAUGGAAUUGGUCCUGAUGGUUUGAUGCCAAGUGAUUCUUCUGUUGGUAUUGAAGACAACUCUUACAAUACAUUUUUUAGUGAAACACAAAGUGGUAAACAUUGUCCUAGAGCAAUUUUUGUUGAUUUAGAACCAACUGUUGUUGAUGAAGUAAGAACUGGAACAUAUAAACAACUUUUUCAUCCUGAACAACUUAUUACUGGAAAAGAAGAUGCUGCGAAUAAUUAUGCUCGUGGUCAUUAUACUAUUGGAAAAGAAAUUAUUGAUGUAACUAUGGAUAGAAUUAGAAGACUAUGUGAACGUUGUCAAGGUCUUCAAGGAUUCCUUCUUUUUCAUUCCUUUGGUGGUGGUACAGGAAGUGGUUUCGCUUCACUUGUAAUGGAACGUUUAAGUGUAGAAUUUGGUAAAAAAGCUAAACUUGAAUUUUCUAUUUAUCCUGCCCCACAAAUUAGUACAUCAAUGGUUGAACCAUACAAUUCAAUUUUAACAACUCAUACAACUUUAGAACAUUCUGAUUGUUCUUUUAUGAUUGAUAAUGAAGCAAUUUAUGAUAUUGCUAUCAAAAAUAUUGGUAUUACAUCACCAACUUACACAAAUCUUAAUAGAUUAAUUGCUCAAGUUGUUUCAUCAAUUACAGCAUCUUUACGUUUUGAUGGUGCAUUGAAUGUUGAUUUAACAGAAUUUCAAACAAAUCUUGUUCCAUAUCCAAGAAUACAUUUUCCACUUGCUACAUAUUCACCAAUUAUUUCAGCAGAGAAAGCUUAUCAUGAACAAUUAUCUGUAUCUGAAAUUACUGCACAAGUUUUUGAACCUGGACAUCAAAUGGUUAAAUGUGAUCCAAGAAAUGGAAAAUAUAUGGCAUGCUGUUUACUUUAUCGUGGAGAUGUUGUACCAAAAGAUGUCAAUUCAGCAAUUACAGCAAUAAAAACUAAACGUUCAAUACAAUUUGUAGAAUGGUGUCCAACAGGAUUUAAAGUUGGUAUUAAUUAUCAACCACCAACAGUCAUACCUGGUGGAGAUAUGGCAAAACUUCAAAGAGCUGUAUGUAUGCUUUGUAAUACAACAGCAAUUUCAGAGGCAUGGGCACGUCUUGAUCAUAAAUUUGAUCUUAUGUAUGCCAAAAGAGCUUUUGUUCAUUGGUAUGUUGGUGAAGGAAUGGAAGAAGGUGAAUUUAGUGAAGCUAGAGAAGACCUUGCUGCUCUUGAAAAAGAUUAUGAAGAAGUUGGUAUAGAUACCUUUGAUGGACAAGAAGAAUAUUGA